Messenger RNA from Podarcis lilfordi (Lilford's wall lizard), 2123 nucleotides. The record is from the annotation of a GenBank genome assembly. Lineage: Eukaryota; Metazoa; Chordata; Lepidosauria; Squamata; Lacertidae.
AUGCCGCGCGCGCGGCUGGUCUCAGGUCCCCCUCCCCGCCCAGGAGGCGGCCAGCUUGGCCCCACCGAGCUGACCCACGCGCGACUCAGUGAGUUCUUCCUGGGGAGGGGCUGCCUUUUCCUUUAAAAACUGCCAAACUGUCAGUCACUCGAAGCAAACGGUUUUGCUGCUGCAGAGAUUAUCUUGGAUAUUUUUGUACCCGAGCUGUGGCGGGAGUCUCGGCGGGGGUUCCUGGAUCAUGAUCUGAGGGAACCCGCAGGAGGCUUAAUUGGGAAGAGGAUGGAAUAUUAUUAUUAUAUAAUAAUCAUAUUAUUAUAAUAAUAAUAAUAACAGCAGCAACCGUUAUUAAAAAAACGUACCGCCGUGGUAAAUGCGCAAUUGCAAAAUAAUGUGAUAAUGAUUUUAAAAGUAGCAGCAUUAGCGACAAUAAUAGUUAUGAAAAAUAAGGUGCCGCAGUGGCAGAAUGUUUUGAAAAAUUUUUAGCUGGCUCCAAGACUAGCCCCGGAUUCUCCCAAACAAGUUCAAAGCGGAUCUGGAAGAGGGGCUGUUCAGCGAAGAGGAAUCCAGCGCGAACGGUGCAAGAACGUCCCUGAACUGCGCGACAAGGAGCCGCACAGACCCAGCCGCUGCCGGGUGAAAAGGAAAAUAAGCAACCGCAGCCGUAGAAACAAUUUUCACCCGAACAUUAUUAUUUUUUAAGUGUGGAAAUGAAAUGAGGGACUGGCGCGUGGCUGCGUUUCUCCUCGCAACAAUCUGUGAAGUAGGCUAGACUGAGAGAAACAGACAGACACUCGGGCCUGCUCUGGGGGUCUCUCUCUGUCCCCCACGCUUGCAGCAGGCACCCCUCGGAGCCCUCCGCCUCUGCCGGCUUCUCCGCUCUGGGAAAGACCACCGAGCAGUCUCGGCUCCGGAGGCCAGUUUACUCUGGGGAGCAGCGUCUCCCUGAGGAGCCCCGACUCCGCGCGCGGGGGGGGGGGAGAGGCAGCGCGUUGCACUGGGCGCCUCGCCCUUCGCCCCAGGCUUUCCCGGCGGGAAUUGCAAAGAGGGAGGAUUGCCUCCACCCCCACCCCAAAGAUGCGCCCAAGCCUCGGAGUAUCCGGAAGCGAAGGCAGGUCCGGCUCCUAGGAACGCUUUACCUGGGCGUAAGUGUUAUUGAACUCAGUAGGACUUCUUUGUAAGUAGCGUUGCAGAAGUUUGCGCUUCAGAGCUUAUUUUUUCUGCGCCCCUGAACCCCCCCACCCCCGCGUUUGUUCUUUCAGGAGACACGUGUUGCCGCGUGUGCCUUGCGUGUGUUGCUGUCGUUGCGACUGGCUCUGGCCGGGGCCUGGACUUCAGACAAAAGGAUUUUCAGGAUGUCUCCAAGUUUGGGAUUUUAAUGACGCUUGCAGCUGCCUUCCUCACCUCUUUUGGGGGCGCAAAGGAAAACAGGAGGGUGGCCAUAAGAAGCGGGAGAGAUAAAAACGCAAAACGGGGAGCGAUAUCUCAGCCCCGGGGUCGAGAGCUGUUCCUGGGCCCUGCCAUGCACCCACUGGUUUUGGCCGCAUCCCCGGGCAGGGGAACCCCGACGGACUGGCGCCUCCCAGACAGGAAAGGAUCCCAGGAGGCCGGUUCCAGCACGGAGGUGAGCACCGCAUCGGAGCGGAGAAGCGGGGCGCAGCCCCCGCCGGAAGCCCCAGCCGGAGAAAAGCCUCCUCCUCGGUCCUCCUACUUUCAGGCGCUCUGAGAGCCUGAAGAGCUCCGUCGCUUCGGAAGAAAAGCAGAGGCCGUCGGGGAUCUCUCCGCAGCAGGACGGCGCUUUCCAGGCAGCACAGCCGCCCGUCCUUCCUGCUGCUCAGCGCGCCUUCUCUCUUGCUCGCCGCAGCCGCAGAAAGCUCCCCCCACCCCACUGAAGUCCCAUUGAAAUCUCAGCCUUGGAGUUGCCAGAGCCCCGCGCCGAAGGGGAAGCGCCGCCUCUUGGAAAGGCGGAGUAUAAGCCGAGGAAGGAAGGCAGAGCUGCUCGUUUGGUGUCCUGCCCUCACCUGGGCCAGUCAGGUGCGCCACUGGGAAGCCCCCUCUCAGCCCCUGACCGCGCUCCUUACGCCUCUGGCGGUUCCCUUCUAAUAGCGGCGGAGUGGCUCGGAUGA